CUCCAGUGGGCCUGCCCGCCUCGGACCUGCUGCGGCAAGCGCCUGACGUCGCCACCGGAGACACUUCCGUCUGCUUCCUUCAAAACAAAACCACGCUCAGUCAAGGAAUGUACCUGUUUUCCCGCCGGAUAUGCUCCACUCAGUGCACGCGCGCUCCCCACACACGAGCAAGACGCACACCUUUGGAAGUUUCAGUCGCGACACGCUGCGUGGACCUCAUACUACUGCUACCACUAAAGUGGACAGACGCACAAGACUUGACAGAAUCACUCGGAUAAUAAAGUGCGUAUCAAAGAAAAGAAGUCGGCACGUUCGCCGGCCGAAUCCAGCACGCGUCAUCAAAAAAAGAUGGCGCAAACCUCGACUCGCACCAUCUAACCGGGAAGCCUCGGGCACGAAAAUGAACUCGUCCACGUCCAUCACGUCGCUCUUCUCCUUCACCAGCCCGGCGGUGAAGCGCCUGCUGGGCUGGAAGCAGGGCGACGAGGAGGAGAAGUGGGCCGAGAAGGCCGUGGACUCGCUGGUGAAGAAGCUCAAGAAGAAGAAGGGAGCCAUGGAGGAGCUGGAGCGGGCCCUCAGCUGCCCCGGCCAACCCAGCAAGUGCGUGACCAUCCCCCGCUCCCUGGACGGGAGGCUGCAGGUGUCGCACCGCAAGGGGCUGCCGCACGUCAUCUACUGCCGGGUGUGGCGCUGGCCCGACCUGCAGUCCCACCACGAGCUGAAAGCGCUCGACUGCUGCGAGUUCCCUUUCGGCUCCAAGCAGAAGGACAUCUGCGUCAACCCUUACCACUACCGUCGCGUGGAAACGCCAGUGCUGCCGCCCGUCCUGGUGCCGCGUCACAGCGAGUUCAACCCUCAGCACAGCCUGCUGGCCAAGUUCCGCAACGCCUCGCUGCACAACGAGCCGCUGAUGCCGCAGAACGCCACCUACCCGGACUCCUUCCCGGCGCUCCCGGGGUCCUCGUCCUCCUUCUCAUCCUCGUCGCCGUCGUCGUCGUCCCACGGCCGGUCGCCAACCUCGCAGGGCUACCCCGACUCUCCCGCCAGCUCCGCCGAGCCGGGUAGCCCCUACCACAUCGCAGCAGAGACUCCGCCUCCUCCGUACAGCAUGAUGGAGUCCAGCCCGCAGGAGGACGUGAAGCCCGGCAACUCCACGGCAACCACAAAGCUCACUUUCUCCGCCCCGCACAGAGAUUUGCGUCCGGUGUGCUACGAGGAGCCCGAGUACUGGUGCUCCAUCGCCUACUACGAGCUGAACAACCGGGUGGGCGCAACGUUUCACGCGUCGUCGCGCAGCGUGCUGGUGGACGGCUUCACCGACCCGUCCAACAACAAAAACCGCUUCUGCCUCGGCCUGCUCUCCAACGUCAACCGCAACUCCACCAUCGAGCACACGCGGCGGCACAUCGGCAAAGGCUUGCACUUGUACUACGUGGGCGGCGAGGUGUACGCCGAGUGCCUGAGCGACAGCAGCGUGUUCGUGCAGAGCCGCAACUGCAACUUCCAGCACGGCUUCCACGCCACCACCGUGUGCAAGAUCCCCAGCGGCUGCAGCCUGAAGAUCUUCAACAACCAGCUCUUCGCGCAGCUGCUCGCCCAGUCCGUCAAUCACGGCUUCGAGGUGGUCUACGAACUCACCAAGAUGUGCACCAUCCGCAUGAGCUUCGUCAAGGGCUGGGGGGCUGAGUACCACCGACAGGACGUGACCAGCACUCCCUGCUGGAUCGAGGUGCACCUGCACGGGCCCUUGCAGUGGCUGGACAAGGUCCUCACCCAAAUGGGUUCCCCUCACAACCCCAUUUCCUCCGUGUCCUAGCAAGCAAGCGGGAAGGUGCUGCCGGGGGCAUCACCACGAAGGGGGGCCCACGGCUCCUCCGCAAGCCUCCAGGUUCUGGUCCUUGUUUACUGUGAGACAGACUUUCAUUUGGCUUCUCUACAUCUUGCUGUUGUUUUCGCUGCAGCACUUAUUUGUGUGCGAUUUGUCUUUAAAU
Messenger RNA from Syngnathoides biaculeatus (alligator pipefish), 1991 nucleotides. It is a transcript of the gene smad9, whose product is annotated as SMAD family member 9. The transcript has 10 exons. NCBI's taxonomy places the organism in Eukaryota, Metazoa, Chordata, Actinopteri, Syngnathiformes, Syngnathidae. Bases 131 to 1816 code for a protein of 561 amino acids. Gene Ontology annotation, molecular function: RNA polymerase II cis-regulatory region sequence-specific DNA binding; DNA-binding transcription factor activity, RNA polymerase II-specific; I-SMAD binding. Gene Ontology annotation, biological process: BMP signaling pathway; regulation of transcription by RNA polymerase II; cell differentiation. The record is from RefSeq and is a predicted model, not a curated record. Gene Ontology annotation, cellular component: heteromeric SMAD protein complex.